CACGGUGACAAGAUGGAGGCCGAGGUUUGGAAUCAGUUAAGCGAAGAUGACGUCUUUCGCCAGUUUCUUGAUGAGAGCUUUGACGUUAAAGCCCAUGCUAACAGAGCCAUCCAAGGAAUGGUGAUUUCUGAACAGUUAGGAAAGCUAGCUGAAGGCAUCAGUUUGCUGGACAAAGAAAUCCAUUCUCAGAUUGUGAAUCACCAUGAAGACUUGCUGUCACAAGCUACUGGUGUGGAAACUUUGGAAGGUGUGCUUCAGAUGAUGCAGACAAGAAUACAGUCUCUCCUGGCUUCUAUGGACAGGGUGAGAGCAAAGGUAUCGGAGCCGUACUCUAAGAUUGUGGCCAGGACGACUCAGCUGAGACAUCUGCAGGAAACAUGUGACUUGCUACGAAGGAUGAUUCGAAUCAUGUACCUCAGCAAACGACUCCACACUCAGCUGGAGGGAGGAGCAAGAGAGAUCACUAAAGCUGCACAGAGUUUAAAUGAACUGGACUACAUCUGCGAGGGGGUGGACCUGGGGGGUGUGGAGGUGAUUGAGCAGGACCGACGCUUCGUCAAGCAGGCCAGGAAAGAAGUAGAGAGCCAGGCACAAAAGAUGUUGGAACAAGGCAUGGAGACUCAGAACCAGACGGCUGUGGCCACGUCGUUACAAGUGUUCUACAACCUAGGCUCCCUGCACAGUGUAGUCGACAAGAUGGUCGCCAGUUGCCGGGCGACCUUGCAUCAGCAAGUCCGGGCCUGCCUCGACGUACAAGCCUUGACCAUGUCGCAGGGGACUGUGGGCAGAGGUGGUCCGGGCCGGGCGGCCAUGCCAUCUCCGGGCAACACGGCAGCACUGCGGGCUAACCUGUGGACCAACAUGGAGAAACUCAUGGACAACAUUUACUCAGCUUGUGCUCAGGUUCAACAUUUACAGAAAGUCCUGGUCAAGAAAAGAGAUCCAGUAACUCAUGUCUGUUUCAUAGAUGAAAUAGCUAAACACCGGCACGGAGACGUGAACAUCAUGCAUGACUUCUGGGAAGACUCCACCAACAUGCUGACCAGAGAGUUCAGCGACGCGUCUCAGAAUUCUUCGUUCCUGAAGCAAGCGUUUGAGGGCGAGUACCCGAAGCUGCUCCGCCUGUACAACGACCUGUGGCGCCGCCUGCACCAGUUCAGCAACACUCUGACCGUGACCCCGAGUGCUGGAGUGGCAGAGGUGGUUGUGACCGGGGACGGGGAUGAAGACUUUUUUGCCCAAACAGAGAAAAGCCGGCAGACGUAUGACUCCGAGAGGGCUUUGCGAGAAACGUUGGCCCUGUUUGAGAAUGCGUACCUUUCCCGCUCGCUGUCUCGGCUGUUUGACCCAAUCAACUUGGUGUUUGCCUCCAACACGUCCAGUCCACCCACACUGGAGGAAGUGGACAAUGUGGUCAAGACUAUCUCCAGUGAGCUGAAUGUGUCCAGUGUAGAUGUGAAACUGAGCAUCACCGUCGCCCGCAAUGUGGCCAAGACCGUGAAACUCCUCUGUGUAAAGAGUGAGCAACUGCUCUCGACGGAUGGUGAAGCCAGUCAGGUGAUUGGUCCCGCAUCUGCUGGUCAAACCCGCAAUGUUGGUGUGGUCAACACACUGUUCCAUUUCCUCCAAGCUGUAGAUAAGGUGCUGACUGGGAUCAACCAUUUCCCUGAUGAGGCUCAACACAGCAUUGAAGUUGCUCUCGAGUCCGUUGUUCAGCUAAUGGGUGCAGCUCUUCAGCCAUUGCUUUCCUCAAUAUCGGAUGCUCUGGAGGCGAUUAUACUGACCGUACAUCAGGAAGAUUUCUCUGGGCCAGCCCCGAGCGGUUCUGAGACAGAGGCUCCGUGCUCCCUGUACAUGAAGGAACUGCAGAGCUUCAUCUCCCGUUGUCAGGCAGACUACCUCUCACAGUUCAAAUGCAAGGAUUUCAUCAUGGACAGCAUCCUGCCCAUUGCUUGCCGCUGUGUGGAACUGUUUGUGCGGCAUGCCAGUUUGGUCCGGCCGUUGGGCGACGGGGGCAAGCUGCGACUGGCAGCAGACUUUGCUCAGAUGGAGCUAGCCAUUUCACCAUUCUGUCGCCGGGCAGCCGACCUCGGGAAGACGUACCGACUGCUCCGAGCUUUCAGACCAUUGCUGUUCCAAACACCCGAGCAUGUUUCUCAAAGUCCAGCUCUGGGCGAGAUCUUACCGUACAGCACCCUGUUACACUUCCUGUUUGCUCGUGCUCCCACGGAACUCCGCUCGCCUCAUCAGGUCUCUGACUGGUCAGUGAGCAGAUACUCCCAGUGGCUUGAUGACCACCCAGAAGAAGCGGAUCGGUUGAAAAUCAUCAAGGGCUCUCUAGAAGCAUAUGCCAAGCUUGUCAGACAACGACAAAGCAAGGAGUAUGCAGCUGUCUAUCCGGUGAUGCUAUCAGUGUUACAGAAAGGCUUACACUGACAACGGAUCUCAUGAUUUAGUUGACGUACAACAAUAACAACAACAACAACAAAUAGCAGUAGCCACAAAAACGUGAAUUUGCAUGUAAAAUAAUUAUAUGGGUAACUAAAACUUUAUAGAAUUUAUUGACAUCAUUGUUAGCCCUCCCAAGGAAAUGUAAUUCAAAUUUUUUUUUCACAUUCUACUCAAUUUAUGUGAGUGAUGAAACUAUUUUUAAGAAGUUUUUUUUUUGGAUGGGCAGAAAGUUAUAAAACUGCAGCAGAUGACAUUUGAAUGGUUGUGGAGAGAUGUUGAGACUUUAAAAACAAUUCUGCCUGUGGAUUAUGAAGGUGCAAUGACCCGUGUUGAAUGUUGCUAUAUUUUGUUACAUUUUAUUUCUGCUUUUUUGUCUGUUUCAGAGCUCCCCUUGUCGGGCCAACUUAACAGGUUCCUUCCCCAUUUGGUUUUCUAUCUUAAGGGGUAUUUAAACCCUUGUUUCAGAAACUUAAGGGUUGUUGUUUUUUUGUGUUUAUGUCUGAAGUCAAAAGCCAGUUAUCUCCUAAUUUUAUAGUAAAAAUUUUUGCAUGUAGCGUAAACAUAUUACUCACACACACAUUCACACAGACACACCUUGACUAUGAUUGAAUGCUAACGAUUUUUAAUUAACUGUAAGGUUUUAAUGUAACAACAAGAAAUAAAUGAGUAAAAUUGACUAGAAUUAGAGUUGUGUUCAUUUGGAGAGGGGGUAGGGUGGUGGUGGUUGGGCCUAUCAAAAAUAAAAUAUAGGUGACAAACCGAAAGGGGUAAAUUCCGACUGUAAUACUGGAAGAAAAUAAGUUAUUAUUCUUCAGAGCCGUCCCAGUGUUCACAUUCCCAUCAGUCCAGACUUUUUCGAUUUUUGUAAAAGAAUGGCGGACAAUUCAUGUUUACUAGUGUUAAAGAAGGAUGGGGGGCAGACCUGCCACCCUAUGAAAUCUAAAAAUCAGGAUCUCAGGGGGCGAAAAAAAUUAGGAUCAACGACAAAUCACCAGGGUGACUGCCAAGCUGACUUAAAAAUUUUUCUCUGGUGUUCAUGAAUAUAUCCAUGUUUAUACCCUCUGCUCUGUGUGUGUGUGUGUGUGUGUGUUAUCAUUAUUUCUUCAAAUCCUGAAGUAUCAGGUCAAGGACUCCAAGUCCAAGUGUCUACCCAACACAAAGAUAUAAUUUCAGGAAAUAGUGCUCCGAGUUUCUGCUGACAAAAAGUUUAAUGAGUGCUUCCCUCGACAGAGAAGAAGGCAGAGUCACCUGUAUAUUUUAGAAAAAUCCAGCGCAACAGACGUCCCCAAAAAAAUCUGGAUACACGCAAUGGAAAUCGGAGAAAAUCGGGAUGCUUGAGAUUUGAGGCAAAAAAAUCAGGAUACAAAUCAGGAUGAGUAGCCAGGUCUGUUUGGAUAAUCUCACGGCAGGGUAAACUCAAGGCAUGACACCGGCUAAUGCGAACGACCAGAAUGUGGGCGGAGCUUCUCUGCUGAAGCAAGCCUUUGUCGCCAGAAAUUACGUGCAGCUGAUAAAUAGGUCUACUGCUUCUGACACGAAGUCACAAAAGGUGACUGCCGUGCCGUGUAUGUGUGUGGCUAUGUUGUCAAAUCAUUGACUCGGUUUUGGGAUGGAGAAAGGGGGAAAUCAUGCUUGACGCACACCACGUAUGUUUGAUUAGUUUGAAAGCGUAUGCAAAACCCCCGAAACGAAAUGUUAAAGAGUAAUACUCACGCACCACCAAGAUUACCAAGGGGUAAUCUGCAGGUUUGAUGCGCAAUAUACGCACGUCUGUGUGUAAUGGGGAGCCCUGCUGUUUGUUAUGGUAUAGGAUUCUGUCGUUAGUAGGACCACUUUUAUAGCCCAGUAUGCCUAUCUGAAUGCCUGCUACUAAAGGACUUUGUUCUAUACAUUACAAAAGAUUGGAUUCGGGGGAGUUAUAGCCUACUGCAGUUGAAAUCUUGUUAUUACCGAGACUGUUACAUUUGGGGCCCAUUGUUUAUAAUGGUUUAAUUAGUUUCUGUCCUUGAACAGACCUGGGGGGUGCUAACUGUUUAUUUUAUGGAAAUGCGCAUUUUAACUAUCACAAACUGGUCACAGACAGAUGGUGGCUCUCUAAUUGAUAAACAGAUUAUUAUUGAUGGUGAAGGCAUAGUGUACCUGAGAUGUAUACAGGUCCCUUUCACUGUUGUCUUUACUUUGGUAGUGUCACUUUUGUUAGGAUGUUAAGAAUCCGGUAAUUCUGUUUUGUUAUAGUUAUAGUUUUGUGGACAGAUAGGGACCAGUGUGUCCCAUUCUUGAAAAUGCAUAAACAAAAUAAUAACAACAACAACAAAGUAUGGUAUGUGAAUAGUGUGGGACAUAAAUAAUAGGUUCAGAUUACAUUGCUUUUCAUUUUCUUAUCAUCCGCCUUUGUGAGACACAUCUUGCUUUGAUGCCAUUUAUUUGUGUACCAAUAUCAUUAUAUGUAAUGUCUUGGAUUUUUGUGAUAUAUAUAUAUUUUUUUUCCUUGAAUAAAGGGAAAUAUUGAGGGAAGCCUGCCACUAGAAGGGCAUA
Messenger RNA from Aplysia californica (California sea hare), 4986 nucleotides. Its product is annotated as conserved oligomeric Golgi complex subunit 5. The coding region runs from base 13 to 2436 and encodes 807 amino acids. The record is from RefSeq and is a predicted model, not a curated record. Gene Ontology annotation, cellular component: COG complex. The transcript has 22 exons. Gene Ontology annotation, biological process: intra-Golgi vesicle-mediated transport. Lineage: Eukaryota; Metazoa; Mollusca; Gastropoda; Aplysiida; Aplysiidae.